This is a messenger RNA of Gossypium arboreum, 7691 nucleotides long. RefSeq names its product bidirectional sugar transporter SWEET4-like. Gene Ontology annotation, molecular function: sugar transmembrane transporter activity. Bases 85 to 822 code for a protein of 245 amino acids. Gene Ontology annotation, biological process: carbohydrate transport. The transcript is spliced from 8 exons. Gene Ontology annotation, cellular component: membrane. The record is from RefSeq and is a predicted model, not a curated record. Lineage: Eukaryota; Viridiplantae; Streptophyta; Magnoliopsida; Malvales; Malvaceae.
AACUUCUCAUUUAGGACAUAUUCUGAUAUUCUUUGUUUCGGGUUCUUCAUUUUUGGCUCCUUUUUACCAAGUAAAGCUUGAAAGAUGGUUACUGCUGAUACUGCAAGAACUAUUGUAGGGAUCAUUGGAAAUGUUAUCUCAUUCUUCCUGUUUGCAUCACCACUACCAACAUUUGUGAAGAUAUACAAGAAGAAGGCAGUGGAGGAAUUCAAGCCAGAUCCUUACAUAGCAACUGCAAUGAAUUGCAUGUUGUGGAUAUUCUAUGGCUUACCAAUGGUUCAUCCCGAUAGCGUCCUUGUUGUCACCAUUAAUAGCAUUGGACUUGCAAUGGAGCUCAUUUAUCUCUCCAUUUUCUUCCUUUAUGCCCCCAAUAAAGGCCGAGCCAAGGUUAUUGGAUGGCUUGCCCUAGAGAUUUUAUUUUUGGGUGUUGUAGCCGCAUGCACGUUGACAUUGCGCAAAACCCAUGCCCAAAGAUCGGACCUUGUUGGAAUUCUUUGUGCCAUAUUUGGAGUAUUAAUGUAUGCUUCACCUCUUACCAUUAUGAGGAAGGUGAUUAAAACAAAGAGUGUAAAAUACAUGCCAUUUUACCUCUCAUUAGCCAACUUUCUUAAUGGAGUUAUUUGGGUCACAUAUGCCCUCAUUCGCUUUGAUCUCUAUAUAUUGAUUGGAAAUGGAUUGGGGGCACUCUCUGGAGCAAUACAGUUGAUUCUGUAUGCUUGCUACUUCAAGUCUGCCCUGAAAGACGAUGAUGAAAACGACGUCGUCAAGCCAUCUGAGCUGCAACUCUCCGGCAGCAAUGGACCGGCUAGACCAACAGUUUGAUCGUUUAUAUAUAUAUGUCAAAAGGCAAAAAAGCAAAAAAGACUUUUAAAUAUUUUCCAAGUAAAUUAAUACAAAUAUGCAUGUAAAGAUUUUCAUAGUGUUGUUAGAAUAUUUUUCUUUUUUAAAAAAAAAAAGAAAUAAAAAAGAUAAUCGAAUUUAAAAAAAAAAGCUUAGGUACCAUAUUAGAAAAAUAAGAAACUCUCCAAAUGGCUCGUGAAACUCUCCAAAUAACAGUUUUUGUGAAUAAUAUUCGGGCAAGCAUGCACUGGAAAGGAUUAUGGACGUUAUUCAACUUCUAUGGAGUCGUAAAAGAUGCUUUUAUUUUGAAUAAGAAAAGCAAAGUUGGAUCAAGGUUUGGAUUUGUGAGAUUUUCGUGUGUAACGGAUGCUCAACGGGCAAUAGAAAGACUUAAUGGUUUCGUCAUUCUAGGGUACAGAAUUGGGGUGAAAAUGGCUAGCUUCAAAGGAAGGAAGAUAUGGAGAAAAAAGAAUACUCAUGCAAUUUCAAUCAGUAAUAAGGAGACUUAUUGAAAAGGAAAUGAGAAAAGUGUAAGCGAGAAAGGAGAAACUUUUGGGAAUUCAAAGGAUGAUCAGUUAAAAAAUAGGAAUUGUUUUGGAAUGGAGGGGAACUAAGUGAGAGUAGUUGAAGGUUUUGUGGAAGUAGAACUUCUAGGGAAACUUCAACGAUGUUUGGUGGGGGAAUCAGCGACCGUUAGCGACACAAGAAGUAUGGCUGAAAGAUUGUCUAAGUUUGGACUCGAGGAGAUAUCUGUUAAGAGAAUUCAAGGAAGAUUUUUUCUUAUAGAAGUUCCGGAUAAUGAGUUUAUGGAAGUUUUGAAACAAAAAGAUUGGGCUUAUCUGAAGGAAUGUUUUAUAAAAAUCGAACCAUGGUUGGAAAAGAGAUUUCUGUCUAAGAGGGUAGCAUGGAUCGACGUUGCAGGUAUCCCAUUACAUUGUUGGAAUUACGAGACUUCUAAAAGAGUGGCAGAUUUCUGGGGGAAGUUGAUAUCAAUGGGAGAAAGCUGGAAUAAUUCUAGCAGUUAUGAGCGGAUGGGGAUGUUGAUUUCGAUCAAUCAGCCUUAUUAGAUUGAUGAACUGAUAAUUAUAGAGGUUGGUGAUUGACAGUUUCCGAUCAGAAUUAAAGAAAAAGGUCUGUUAGAAUAGAAAAAUGAAAUUCUUUUGAAAGUAAGGGGCCAGCCGGAGGAGGAGGAAGGACAAACACCGGAAGUUGAGUCGGGGACCAGAACAGAAUCAGAACAAUUUUCGAAGGUUAGACGAAAUGAUGUGGGGGUGCUUUAACAAUCAAUCUUGAAGAAUGUGAAAUAGAAAAAGAUAGCAUGGGGUUGUCUAUUGAAGGAAUAUUGUCAGAAGAAAAUUUAAUUGGGAAUAAAGAAUUAAUAUCAGUUGGGGAUGUGGAUAAUGAUAAAGAAUUGGUUAGGGCUAAGGAGGAUAUGUUAAACAUGGGUCUGCUUAUCCAAGUGGACCCAAAAAAGAGGCUUGGCCAACAAAAGAGUGUGGAUCUGAGAGUGGGUUUUACAGGUGAAGAUAGGCAGUUCCUAAGGAGUGAUAAUAGCCCAAAUGCUAUUGAAGGAGGUGAUAAUUGUUUUGAAUGCAGGAGCUUCGAAGAAGCGGAAGAAAAAUUAGAAAUAGAAGAGGAACUUUUUCAAAUUAACCAAAAUAGAAGGAAGAAAGAGUCGUUGAAUAAAAGGAUUCGUUUUAUGCACAAAAUUUAGGUCGGUGUCCUGUUGACAAAAGAAAAACAGAAAAGGGAUAGAAAUGAGAAGUUAGAGAAGGGUAAAGCGAUAACAAGGUUUGAAGAAACAAUAGCAAAUAUCUCGCUAUCUGAUUCAGACAUUAGCAAUUGUAGAAGGGUCACUUUAAGGGAGGCAAAGAGAACUUGGGAAGUAGGGAAGAAGUUGGGUUUCAGUAUGAGGGGGGAUGUGGAAGAAGAAAUUGAUGAAAUUAGAAGAUUAAAAGGGCAGUAGAGAGAGGAAAAUGGAGGAAAUAGUCGCGUCAAAGACUUAAAUUUUGGUGAGUUUUUCUAAGUUUGGAAUUCUUGUUUAAGUAUUUGUAGUGUUUGUUUGAAUUGUUUGGGGUCAUGAGAAUUAUAUCAUGGAAUAUAAUGGGGUUAGGGUCAGAGGUGAAACUGGAAUAUGUCAAAAGAAUAAGUCGUUUGGCAAUAGUGAAUGUUUAUUUUCUCCAGGAAACAAAAUUAGAAUUUGUGACUAUGGAUGUAGUGAGAAAAUUUUAGGGGGAUGAUUUCUGAUUCGCUGCUAUAAUUGAAAGGCUGGGAGAGCUGUUGACAAUUUCGGAUAAAGAUGAAUUCAAGUUAUCCAAAGAAUGGAGUGAUAAAAGAUUGAUUGUAAUUGAAGGAAAAUGGGUAAAUGAGGGAUUAGAAGUGGUGUUGAUAAAUGUUUAUGCCCUUAACAAUAGGUCUGAACAGAGAACUUUAUGGGGGGUGUUAACAUAUUUAAGAAAACAAUUUUCAAGUCCAUGGAUUGUUUGAGGAGAUUUUAAUGUGGUGUGAUGUAGAAGUGAAAGGAGCAAUUGUGUGGGAACAGAGAAGGGGUCUAGAGAGUUUGUUAGUUUUAUCCACAAUUGAAAUCUAAUUGACUUGCCGCUGUUUGGAAAGAAGUUCACAUGAUAUGGCUCGGAUAAUAAAAGGAGCAGACUUGAUAGAUUUUUGUUAGAAGAAUAAAAGGAGCAGACUUGACAGAUUUUUGAUGGAAGAAUUCUGGUUGAUCCAGAUCAAAGAUUUACAUCAGUAGGGGUUAAAGAGAUCUGUUUCUGAUCAUAUACUCAUCUUACUAGCAGAUGAAGAAGUUGAUUGGGGUCUUAGGCCAUUCAAGUUUACCAAUGCGUAGUUUAAGAAAAAAGAAUGUGUGGGGUUGAUUGAGAAGGAAUGGUCUAACAUGUACAGUUUGAAUGGGCAAGUAGUAAGAAAACUUAAGAGUGUCCUUAAGAAAUGAAAUGGGGAUAAUUGUAAUUUUUUGGAUAAUAGAAUAAUAGAGUGUAAAGAAAGGAUUAAGGUGUUAGAUGAAACUAGUAAUCAGAGGAAGCUGAGCGAGAAAGAAUUGGAGGAGCUUAAAAGAUUGAAUUUUGAUGUUUGGGAUGCAAUUAAAUUCAAUGAAUCGAUAUGGCGACAAAAAUCUAGAAUGAUGUGGCUGAAAGAAGGUGAUGCGAAUACAACUUUUUUCCAUAGAGCUGUGAAGAUAAAAGCAAAAAGAAAGAUUGUAUACAGAAUAAAAAUCGGGAGAUUCUGGUGUAAUGAACCAAGGGAGUUAAAGAAGAGAGUGUAUGAUUUCUUUAAAAAUCAUUUCCAAAGUCGCUCGAGAAAUUGGAAGAUGGAGAUGGAGCUCAAUUUUAGGAUACUAAAGGAUAUAGAAGUCGAGAAGCUGGAGGAACCUUUUUCAAGGGAGGAGAUUAGAGGUGCAGUAUGGAGUUGUGAGGAAUCGAAAGCACCUAGUCCGGAUGGUUUUAACAUGUGUUUUUAUCGAAAAUGCUGGAAUAUAGUUAAAGAACAUCUGUUUAGAAUGAUGUUAGAUUUUUAUAGAUCUGAGAAGCUUGAAAGAUCCAUCAAAUGUUCCUUUGUAGCCCUUAUUCCCAAAAUUGAUAACCCGUAUGAAACUGCAGAUUUUAGACCAAUUUGUUUAGUUAGUUCUUUGUAUAAAAUUGUAGCAAAUGUUCUUUCUCGUAGGUUAAGGAGAGGUAAUUAGAGAGCUAGUCAGUGAGACACAGUGCGCUUUUAUCAAAGGUAAGUAGAUUUUUUAUGGUAUUUUAAUUACAAAUGAAGUGAUUCAUUCGAUGAAGAAAAUGGAAGGAAACGAGGGCAAUUUGAUCUUCAAACUGGAUUUCUCCAAUGCAUAUGAUUGUGUUCGUUGGGAUUUUUUGGAAUUAGUUUUACGCAUGAUGGGAUUUGGCGAUCGUUGGAUUCGAUGGUCAAUGGAGUGUGUUUCAAUGGGGUGAUGGGAUUAAUUGAAGGAAUUCAAGAAGUUCUUCCAGGUCAGAUGAUUUCACAUUUACAAUUUGCAGAUGACAUUAUUUUGUUCUUGAAGGUUGAUGAAAAGGUGAUGGAAAAUAUGAAAUUCAUUCUUCGUUGUUUUGAGAUUUUUUCAAGUUUAAGUAUUAACUUCAAAAAAUCAUGUAUUGUGGGGUUUGGUGUGAACGAGAAAUUUUUUAUCGUAUGGCAGUUAUAUGUAAAUGUAAGAUUGGGGUAUUGUCGUUUAGCUAUUUGGGAAUUCCAUCGGGAGCGAAUCUGAGGAGAGUUGCUACAUGGAAUAGUGUGGUUGAGAGAUUUAGAAAAAAUGGUGGGGUUGGAAAUGUAGAAGUAUGUCGUGGGCUAUCAGGGUUGUGUUGAUUAACGCAGUCUUAUCGACUUUGCCUGUUUACUUCAUGUCUUUAUUUCAGGCGCCAGUGAUAGUAAUAAAAAAUAUUGAUAAAAUAAGGAGAAAUUUUUUGUGGAGAUGUUUUAAUGGCAAACGAAAAAUGGCGAAAGUUUGCUGGAAAUAGAUUUGUAGUCCUAAGGAAAAAGGUGGUGCCGGAGUGGUGAAUCUUGCGAUAAAGAACAAAGCUUUGCUAGCAAAAUGGAGAUGGCGUUUAGCGGUUAAAAAAAAGUCGUUGUAGAGUAAAGUUAUAUUAACAAAGUAUGGCACCAGUGUGCAACAUUGGAGAUUUAGAGCGAAUAAGUUUAAAGAAAUGUCGGCAGUUUGGAGAGAGAUUGUUGAGAACUCGUUUGAUGUUAGAGUAGCUAGAUGGAUGAGAAAUAAAAAUUUUAAGUGAAAGAUUGGGAAUGGAAAGUCGAUGAUGUUUUGGGUGGAUAUUUGGUGUGGAAAUGAUCCAUUAAAACUGGAUUUUCCUAGAUAUUUCGAUUAGCAAAACUCUAAAACGAGUCAGUUUUUUAUUAUUCGUACAGUAGUGAUUUUAGCAAUGUUAAAUGGGAUGAUUUUUCUGUUCGACCUUUGUUAGAUCGAGAAUUGGGGAUUCUUAGUCUCCUUAUUGAAAGGGUGAUUAGUGUGGUCUUGGCCGAGGAAGUAGAGGAUCGGUUAUUAUGGGUGCACGAUAGUAAAUGUGAGUUCUCAGUGAAGAAGUUAUCUAAAUUGCUGAUUGAGGGAGAUGGGGAUGACUCCAUUUUUGCUUUUGAUAAAAUUUGGAAAUUAAAAGUUCCUCCAAGGGUGCGUAACUUCAUUUGGAUGUUAGCUAUUGACAGAGUUCCCACGAAGGAUUUCUUAGUGAAGAAAGGGGUGUAUCUGCAAUCCAUAUUGAAUGUUUGCCCUUAGUGUGAAUGAGAAAGGGAGAGUGCGGACCAUUUGUUCUUUAAAUGUAAUUUUGUUUUUGUUUUUGGAGGAGGUUUUUUAAUUGGUGGAUGUUGGCUGGUAAGUGGUUAGUAGUUUUGAAGAAUUUUACUCUUUAUGCUUUAAUGUGAAGCUUCAUGGUUCUUGCAAAAGUUUGUGGUUGAUUGCAAUUGAGGCAUCUUGUUGGUCUAUUUGGCUUGCUAGGAAUGAGAUGUGUUUGAAAGAAAGGUGUUGUCGAUGGAUACGCAAAUUUUUCAUUCCAAGAUGAGAGCAUUAUUGUGGGUAAGAACUGCUUUCGAUGAGUAUAUGGUUGAAGAGAGAUUAUGGUGAUUUUGUCCGUACAAGAGCAGGUUUUCUAAAUCUAUUCCAAGGGGUUGGAGUUAUCCUCCUUGUAGGUGGCUGAAAUUUAAAGUAAGCGGUAAAACUUCUGAGGUUGCUUUGGGCGAUGGAGGUGUGCUAAGAGAUAAGGAAGGAAUUGUAAGAGCUUUAUUCUCGAGGCCAAGUGAUGCUUGUGCUACAGAUUCAGCUGAAUUUAGGAGCAAUAAUUAUUGCGUUGGAUGUAAUCAUUGAGAUUGGGUGUAGGGGAACUGGUUCGUUUAUUGUCGAAAUGGGUUCUUUGGUGGUGUAUAAUUGGUUAUUAGAUAAAGUUAGGAGACCUUGGUCACAUCAAGCUACAUUUGCUGAUUUGGAAAGGAGUCUUGCUUGUGUGGGUAAGGUAACUUUUUCAUUUGCAGAGCCGAAUGGUAACGAAAUGGCAGAUACUUUAGCAGUUGCUAGAAUAAAAAGGCCUGGUAUGUUUAAAGCAUGGUGGUGAAUUUUGGAAUUUUACUAUGAUGUUAGUAUAAGCAUGUUGGUAUGCUGUUAUGGGGUCUAACGGAGUUUUUUGUGCUAGUUUUUAUUUUUGGUGCUUUGAAGGUUUUUUAACAGUAGGGGAUUUUGGGAAUUUUGUGGGUGUCUUUUGUGGUUAUUUGUUUGAGCGUAAUUUUUUAUCAUGGGUAUGGGUCUAUUUUGUUGAGGGUAUGCUUGCAUUUUUCGUUGCUGCAAAUGCGGUAUUGUUAUACCUUGAUUGAGCAAAAAAAAAAAAGAAAUAGAAAAGAUAAAAAUUUCGUCCAAGUUAUUUGGUGGCAAGCUGAACAUACGGCAGUAAAAGAUAUAUGCUUAUAUUCAAAAUUAGUCUCUGAAAUAUGCCUCUUUCCUACUUGUCCUAGUAAUGGUUCAAAACAAUAGGCUCCAUUUGAAGACAUUGAGCCAAUAUUGCCUCCUGCAUUAAGAAGAAGAAGAAGACCACCAGGGAGGCCUAAUAAAAAUAGGAAGAAGGAAGCUAAUGAAUUUACUACUGGUCAAGUCAACAAAAAAAGAUAGGAAAAAAUGUUACAACAAGAGAAUCUAUAAGGGGGAGGUCACAAGACCACAUUUGCUGCGAUAGGUCCUCAAUCUUCAAGGUCUUUCCAAGGUAGAAGCGGCCUAUAAGGAGGAAGCAUAUGUUGGGAAAAUUCCAUUUAUAAAGAGAUUUUUUUUAUAUUAUUUUUUUUUAAAUUGAGUAACUGUAAUAUUUAUAGCAAUAAAUUUAUUUAUCAAA